Molecule: messenger RNA, 3924 nt
Organism: Hibiscus syriacus
Lineage: Eukaryota; Viridiplantae; Streptophyta; Magnoliopsida; Malvales; Malvaceae
Product: putative disease resistance protein At3g14460
Exons: 2
Coding region: 420-3836 (1138 amino acids)
Biological process (GO): defense response to other organism
Molecular function (GO): ADP binding; protein binding
Source: RefSeq, a predicted model, not a curated record
UGUUCCUUUUCUUUAAUCUAUUCCCCUCAAAUCCUACCUUCGUAAACGAAGACAUGGCAGAGCCCUUGGUUGGUGGGGCAUUUCUCUCUGCAUCACUUCAAGUUCUGUUCGAUAGGAUGGCCUCUCGAGAACUCCUGGAUUUCAUUAGAGGAAAGAAACUGGAAAAGGGGUUGGUGAAGAAAUUGAAGCCGAUGCUGAUGUCUGUUAAAUAAGUGUUGGAUGAUGCUGAAGACAAGCAGAUAACGAACCCAAAUGUCAAAGAUUGGGUUUCUGAGCUUAAAGAUGCUGUUUAUGACGCAGAAGACCUGUUCGAUGAAAUUGCAGCUGAAGCACUCCGAAUCAGGUUGGAAUCCCAGGAUCAAAUUGCUUCAACGAAGGUAAGUCGAAUUAUUUCCUCUUUCAAUCCUUUCAAUAGAGGCAUGGAUUCUAAGCUAGAAGACGUUCUUGAGAGAUUAGAAUCUCUUGUCUACCAAAAGGAUACUCUGGGUUUGAAAGAAUAUUAUAGAGGGGAGAAGGUAUUUCAAAGACCUGCUGCAACUUCUUUAGUGGAUGAAUCCAGUGUUUAUGGUAGAGACAAUGAAAAAGAAGCAAUAAUGAAGUUGUUGUGCUUGGAAAAUGCAAGUGGAAAUCAGUUAGAUGUGAUUCCAAUUGUGGGUAUGGGAGGGGUUGGUAAAACCACCCUUGCACAAUUGGUCUUCAAUGACAAGAGAGUGGAUGAGUGGUUUGACAUCAAAGCGUGGGUGUGUGUUUCGGAAGAAUUUGAUGCUUUGAGAGUAACCAAAACCUUACUUGAAGAGAUCACUUCUUGCUGUAUUGCGAGUCACAAUCUAAACCAGCUUCAACUUAAACUAAAAGAGGAGCUGUUGGGAAAGAAGUUUCUAUUCAUUUUGGAUGAUGUUUGGAACGAGAAGUAUGUUGAUUGGGAAGAGUUGAGAAGUCCUUUCAGUUUUGGGGCGAGAAACAGCAAGAUUGUUGUAACUACUCGCAGUGAAAACGUUGCAUCCAUUAUGAGUACGGUUCCUACUUAUCCUCUUAAUAUCUUAUCCGAUAAGGAUUGCUGGGAGUUAUUUGCAAAACAUGCAUUUGUUGAUACAAGCCCGAGCAUGCAUCCGAAUUUGAAGGUAGUUGGUGAAGCCAUUGCUAGAAGAUGCAAAGGCCUCCCUCUAGCGGCAAAAGCACUUGGAGGUCUUCUACGGUGUAAUCUGGAUGUUGAUGAAUGGAAUAAAAUAUCAAACAACAACUUGUGGGACAUAACAGAUGGUAUCCUUCCAGCUCUGAGAUUAAGUUAUUAUUAUCUUCCUUCACAUUUGAAGCGUUGCUUUGCAUAUUGUUCACUUUUUUCGAAAGACUAUGAGUUCAAGAAAGAAGAACUUGUCCGACUGUGGAUGGCUGAAGAUCUUUUGCUGCAUUUCAAUUCAAAAGAAGAGAUGGAAGAACAAGGUAAAGAGUACUUCAAAGAUUUAGCAUCGAGAUCUUUUUUUCACCAAUUAAGGGCAGAUAAACCUUGUUUUGUCAUGCACGACCUAAUCAGUGAUUUAGCUAAAUCUGUAGCUGGGGAGUUCUUUUGGAGAUUGGAAGGUUGUGAUAGUUUAUGUGCAAUAAAUCGAAAGGCACGUCAUUUAUCCAAUGUCCAAGAACAUUAUGAUGUGAGAAAGAAAUUUGAGACUUUACCUAAAGCCAAAGGCUUGCGUACAUUCCUGAGCAUAAAGUCAUUACCUGGGAAUUUUUAUGUUACCAAUGACAUAAUGCAUGAUUUGAUCGCCAAAUCGAGGUUACGGGUACUUUCUUUGGCCAACUAUUGCAAUAUCAAUGAAAUACCAAAAGAAAUUGGUAAGUUGAAGCAUCUGCGAAGUUUGAACCUCUCAGGAACUUCAAUUAAAAGUUUGCCAAAUUCUUUUAGUACAUUGUAUAAUUUGCAAAUGUUGACCUUGUUUCGUUGUAGUAAGCUUGUUGAGCAACCUAAAGACAUGGGGAGACUGAUUAAUAUGUAUUAUCUCAAUAUCAGUGGAACAGUAUUAGCAGGGAUGCCAAAAGGAAUGGGUCAGUUGAAAGAUCUUCGAACAUUAACAGAUUUUGUUAUAGGCGAGCAAAAUGGUUCAAGUAUUAAUGAGCUGGGAAAGCUAAAGAAUCUACAUGGAAGACUUGCCAUUUCAGGUUUAAAAAAUGUUGCAUUCGCAAGGGAUGCCAAAAAUGUCAAUUUGAAAGAUAAAAUGAAUCUUAAGGAGUUGGAAUUUCUAUGGAAGAAGCAUACUUAUGAUAGUGAAGCACUUGGGCAAUUUGAGAAUGAUAAAGAAGUGCUUCAACAACUGGAGCCUCAUACAAACUUGGAGAAUCUUCUAAUUGGGUUUUAUAGAGGUACGACAUUUCCAGAAUGGGUGGGACAUUCUUCAUUCUUAAAUAUAGUAUCUGUGCACUUAAGGGGUUGCAAAUUUUGCUUCUCCUUGCCACCGCUUGGGCAAUUGCCAUCUUUGAAAUCUCUCUCUAUUUCUGGAUUUAGUAAAGUAGUUACAGUCAGUGAUGAGUUCUACGGGAGUGAUCAGUCUUUGACUAAACCAUUUGGAUCUCUUGAAAUUCUAAGAUUUGAGGAUAUGCCGAUGUGGAAAGAGUGGUCUUGUUUAAAAGUCAAAGCAUUCUGCCUUCUGCAAGAGCUAAGCAUAACAGAUUGUCCCAUGCUAACGAAGAAUCUACCAGAACACCUCCCAUCUUUAACGAAACUGGAGCUAAGAAAUUGUGAGAAGCUUCGAAGCUUGCUUCCAAGGACAACUAGCAUUUGCCAACUUAAUUUACGGAGAUGUGAUGCACUACAAUUGGAGCCCUUGCCUUGUGGGCUUCGAAUGUUGCAAAUUCAAGAUUUGAAUAUUGAUGAUUCCAUGUUGGAGAAGAUGGUGCAACACUGCAGUCGUCUUGAAAAGUUAGCUAUGUUGGGUUGUUCUAAUCUCAGAACCCUUCCUGAAGGUAAGCUACCUGUUACUCUUAAAGAAUUGAACAUUGAAAGGUGUUCUGUUUUGGAUUGUUCGAAAACCCUCCUGUAUGCAUCCCUUGAAUCCUUGGUCAUAGAAGGCUGGUGUCAUAAACUGGAGUCUUUUCCAUUGGGCUCAAUUCCUAUGCUAAAUCGUGUUUCUAUUUGGGAAUGUGAAAGCUUGAAGUCAAUUCGUGCAUUAAAGGAUUCUCACCAGCAUCUCGCGUGUCUCAAUUAUUUGGAUAUCUACCAUUGCACUAAUUUUAUAUCUUUUCAAAUUGAAGAGGGAUUAUUUUUCACCAAUUUGACUUCACUUACACUUUGGAAUUGCAUGGCUUUAAAGUCAUUGCCUGAGCAAAUGCGCUCCCUCUUCCCAUCCCUUCAGCAUUUGUCGAUACGGUACUGUCCAGAAAUAGAGUCAUUUCCUGAAGAAGGUUUAUCCUCCAAAUUAAAAACUUUUGAAAUUGGAAGAUCCGACGAGUUAAUUGCAAGCAUGAUGAGGAGAGCAUGGGGUUUGCAAGGACUCCCUUCACUUACAGGUUUUGAACUCUCAGGUGCAGAAGUAGAGAUAGAGUGUUUUCCAGAUGAACAUAUGUUGCCCUCUUCUCUUACAUCUCUCACCAUCUCUGAUCUCCCGAACCUUAAGUUUUUGGACAAUAAGGCCUUUCAACACCUCACCUCUCUUCGUGAAUUGAUUAUUGACAGCUGUCCGGAGCUCCAAUCCAUGCCGGAAAAGAGUCUCCUUACCUCUCUUUCUCAUUUGUCCAUUAACAAUUGCCCCUUGCUGAGAAAACGUUGCAAAAAGGAGAAAGGCAAAGAUUGGUCCAACAUUUCCCACAUCUCUGUCAUUCACAAUCAUGGAGAACUCACUAUGUAGCAAGACUCCGAAGCCAUGUGACUUAAAUGUUUCAAUUUGCCAUUAUUAAAGCAGUCUAAUUCAGGCAACCAAACUAGUUCAAGCAUUA